CGAAGGGAGCGAUGAACCAGCUCAUGUGCAUUUCCUGUGCCUCACACGUGUCUGAACCAGAUUGGAGUCAUCUAGCUGUCUGUCUCGCACCUCGACAUCUCCGUAAACAUCGCCUCUCUGCAUAGGCGACCACGGCUUCGCUCAUGGACUCUUGCAAGUGCGCACCAUGACCACUCAGCUGUUGGCGACGGAGCUUGCCAACCUCAUCCAGGAGAGCAAGCGCAAGAACACAGAUCUGCGCCAGGCCGCAGAAAAGUCGCUAGAGGAACUCAAAUCCCUCAGGGGAACUACAGAAGCCCAGAUUGCCGCCGAGCUUGCCCAGAAGGUCAACUUCGUCAACCCUCUAAUCGUCGCGUGCGGCACCAAGAAUGCCAAGUUCACAGGGAUUGCCAUCGUCUGCUUGCUGCGGCUCAUCGUGAUCAGUGCACUCCCCCGGUCCAAGCUGAACUCCAUCCUCGAAGCCCUCCGGGAGGCGACUUCGGCCGGCGUCGAUGCUCAGCUGAAGGUCUUGCAGGCUCUGCCAACACUACUGCAGAAUUAUUCGGCAGAUAUUAAGGGAGAUCUGCUUGUCACCGCGCUCAACAUCUGCUUCAUUCUGCAGACCAGCAAGAAUGGCAUCAUCAACAACACCUCGGCCGCCACCCUGCAGCAGCUGCUUGUCUCCGUAUUCGACAAGGUAGCCACUGAAGAUAAGUCUUCUGCCAAUGAAGAAUUCGUCGGCGAUGCACCUACGCAAGAUGGCGCCGUCAAUCUCCGCUCAGCAGCAAUGGAUGCUUAUCGAGUUUUCCGCGACAUUUGCCUGCUGACUGAGAACCAAAGAGCCGAGUAUAUUCGGUUCUCUGGCCUGCCGCAGACAUUCGGCCUGGAGCUGAUCGAGUCAGUCCUCACCAGCCAUGCAGCGACUUUUACCUCACACCCGGAGCAAGCCCACAUCAUACGCACCAAUGUGCUACCCCUCAUCAUUGCGGCACUCACGGGGAAGCCAAAGUUUGCCGUCUCCGUCCGUGUCGUUCGAAUACUGUACACGUUGCUAAAGUGGCACCUGGAUGUCCUCGGCUCAGAAGGAGCUGAGGCGCUUGAUAUCCUCGCUCAGGUUUUGGAUCAGGAUACGUUUCUCUGGAAGAGAGCGCUAUGCAUGGAAGUGUUUCGGGGCAUCUUUGCAGAGCCAGCAUUGCUACGACGGAUAUACUCAUUGUACGACGCGAGAGAGGGCCAGAAGAAGGUCUUGCAGAAAAUCACCGCCACUUUCGUACGUGUCAGUACCGAGAAGCCGCAGGUCAUUGGGUUAGGGAACCAGUCAACGAUACCUGCCGCAAACCCUUAUGGCAGCGACGGCUCAAGUUCAGAACAGGUCAUGAUUGAGGCAAGCAGUGUUUCUGGCAUCAUCAGCGGUUCCGUUGGCGGUGACGCCCCCAACGUUGGCAUCAGCGCGCAGUGGAGUAUGGUGCGACUGCCAUGCAUCGAUCAGCUCGACAAGAACGAAGCGCCGCCCGUACCCGAAUCGUACAUCUACGCUUUGACUUUGUCUUGCAUAACAUCGCUCUCCGAAGGCCUCGCCAAAUUCAUCUUGCCCUUGACCGUUCCUGUUGAUGGUCGCUCCAGGAAAAGAGUACCGAAACAUGACUCAGCUGGAAAGGCCUCGCCAGCACCUUCAGAUGCUCCAGGUACGCCAGACACCAAGGCCGUGGACAGGAGCGAAGUCCAUGACGGCACCCUGGAGCGCUCCGCGUCUUUCAAGCGAAAUCCGGUCCCAGUCAAUCCUCUCACACUCCAAGAUCAUCCUUUGAUCGCGGAUAUCAAGAUAUGCGCGGAAAUUAUCGACUCAUGCUGGCCGGCCAUCCUGGCGACGUGCUCGACGUUCUUGUUUUCUGCGCUCGACUCCGAAUUCUACCACGGUCUCGUUCGAGCUUUCCAGAAGUUUGCACAUGUCGCAGGACUAUUGCAGCUCUCGACUCCGAGGGACGCUUUCUUGACGACUUUGGGCAAGGCAGCCGUGCCCCCGAAUGUGUUUUCAGCAUGCUUGAAUGCAAGCGCAGCGAAGCCGCCAAGCACACUAGCGGGCGAAGCUUCAAGUAGCUUGCUCAAUAACGCCCGCGGUCUGCUGAGCGUCGAGAGCCUAGUAACUCCUGUGGGAACCGCGGGUGAGCGACAAAGGCAGUCGUCGAUGGACGCAAACAGCACAUCGCAGGCAAUCAACACCCGCAAUCUUCUCUGCUUGCGCGCGCUUCUCAACCUCGGCAUCGCGUUAGGCCCCACGCUGAAUAAGUCAUGGACCAUCGUGCUUGAGACUUUGCAGCAGGCUGACUUUGUGCUUUUCAUGACGGGCAAAUCGCCAGGGAGGGUGCCAGUAGCGCACUCCAAGGUCCCGGAUCCCCAUGCGGAGAGCGAGGCAACCAGUCUCCUUGGCAAUUUCAAGGCUGAGACUCGAUCAGUGGAGACGGCGGCGUCCAGGCUGUUUGAAAGCACCGUUGACUUUCCCAAUGACGCCUUUGUCGAGGUGGUAACUGCAGUCUGUGGCCUUUUGCAGCGCCAGUCUGACUCAGAGUCAGUUGCAGCAAGCCGACCUCAGUCACCUUUGGCGCCGCCAACCCCAGCCUUGCGCACUCCAAGCGGCCAACAUCGCAAAAUCUCAUUUGCUUCUGUUGCCCCAACAUCCGCACCGACCCAAGAGGAUCAAUUCGCGCUGGCGAAGCUGGGCGACCUAGCGAUCAUCAAUGUCGAGAGACUACUCAGCUACCCGCCCAAUGUCUCUGGGUGGAACAAAAUGACAAGCGAGUUGAGUAUCACCCUGACGGCUGUAGAUGUUGCACCAGUCAUCAGGACGCGAGCUGCCGACAUCAUCAUUCGCAUUGUCUUGGACGCGGCCAAGGCUGCAAACAGUCUCAGCGACAACAGCCGCGGGGCUGUUCAGCUGCGACUCUUAGAAGCAGUACAAAAUGCCCUCUCGCCGCUGCAAGAUGAGGAGAGGCAAACGUCUGUCGCCGAGCACCUGACUGACGUCGAGAUCCAUAAAAUCAUACUUGAUGGACUGAAGGAUCUCAUUGAGGACUGUGGCGACACCCUCGUUCAAGGCUGGGAAACGUGCUUCAAGAUCAUCGACAGCAUCUUCGUGCAGGAACGUGCUGUCGCCGACGUCGAGCCGCGAAACCCGACCGCGCCGCAAAUCCGGCUGGUGACCCGUUCGAACCGGCUGAUACGUCCCGCGUUCAGCUCACUUCAGCUCAUCUGCUCCGACUUCCUUAGCUCUCUCCCGAACUCAUGCUUCCUCAUCCUGGUCGACACACUGUACAAGUUUUGCUCUCAAGAGGAUGAUCUCAACAUUGCCCUGACCACGAUCACCUUCUUCUGGGUCCUAUCCGAUUUUCUCUCAAACAAAAACACGUCCUUGCCUAUCUCGAAUGACCUGGUCGGUAUUUCUGAGGCAGACCUUGUGAAGAAGGCGUCCCUGGCCAACAACGGCUCUUCCGACGCAGCACUGUGGAUGCUGCUGCUCCUACGGUUGACGGCUGUCACUGCAGACGAGAGGAUUGAACUUCGUAACAGUGCAAUACAAACUCUGCUGCGGGUUCUUGACGCCUAUGGUGACAAGCUCAGUCCUGAAGCGUGGUCCGUGUGUAUCAAGUCUGUUGUUUUUAAGCUCUUUUCAUCCAUCGAAGAAGAGCUCCGCACAGCUGCGACCAUUGAGAGUGACGACAAGUACCGACAAGACUGGUAUGAGACGGCAGUCGUGAUUCUAGAUGGAAUCUCCGGGCUGCUCUCGAACUACCUGGACACACUGAUUGAGCACCCCACUUUCAACACCUACUGGCAGGAGCUGCUUGGGCAUUUUGAGUCCAUGCUUGACUUCCACGUCAUGGAAAUCAACACUGCCACAUUCAAGGCUUUGACACAGAUCCUGUCACAAUGUCAAAGCGGUUCCGAGAAGAAUUUUGACGCGACAACAAUCGACCUGGCUUGGCAGUUGUGGUCACGCGGCGUUCCCAUCUCGCAGCAGAGGAAUCCCGAAAAGCUCACGGACAAUCAGAAGUGCCUCAUCGCGUAUGUGGCGGCGCUCCGUGAUGUGUACCGUCUCAUUGAGACCAGCGUCACCGUAGAGCAGGUUACACGUAUGCUCUCGCUCCUCGAGGAAGCUAUGCAAGCUGCCGUACCUGAAGCCUUCGUCAGCGACAUAGACUACAUGACACCACUGCAAGGACAGGUCCUGGAUGUCCUCAAGAUGAUCCGAACCGACAUUCCAGGCACCCCAUCUGCUCUGAUCAAGCAAGCAUCAAGUUUCGUCUCGCUGGCGUACACAAGACCGCGAAAAUCUGAAGCCACGAAUCCAAACAAGAAGCGAACCUUUGUCGCCAUGUCAAAAGCAUGCAUGGCCAUGCUUAAGGACCUGAUCCUUCCACGCACGACUGAUGUCGAUAUCUAUGACAGUGGAGCAUACGUCGCCGCUCUGGAGGCUUUGUCACUGCCUAUCGUCCUCAAAUACAGCUUCCCCAUUCUCACGAAGUCUGCCCAACCCUGGCAAGAGGCAACAACUUCAGUGCUGGCCAUCCUUGAGGCAACUGUGCCGCAGUUCCCAUCUCUGGCAAUACCUUCAGCUACGUUGCCAGAGAUUUGGGACAUGAUAGUCGUCAUCACUAAUAGUGUGACAAAUGCAGACUGUGAGAUGCAGUCCGGGCCUAACAGUCUUGCCGCCGACGAAGCCUUUGAUAUUGAAUCCUUGAAGCGGCUCCUUGAUCUCAUCAUCCCUGCUUUGGGAGGAGAGGUCGUUCCCGAAAGGACGCGCCAGCUUUUUGCUGAGAACUUGUUCCAGACCUCCAUUGUGCACCCACCGUCACCCGGGGAACGUGACAUGAUUUAUGGUGGGAUCGGCGCGAGCAGCCUUGCCAGCCUCUACCAGCCACGGCCGGGGCUGACGAUUGACGCCGAGCCGUCGAGGCGGAGCAAGAUGGGCUAUGCCUGCCUGGACCAGCUAUUCACUCUCAUCUCUAGUGGCGACGAGUCCGAAACAUCAGAAUCCUAUGUCCGGUUGGCACGUGCUACUGCACCGUACACGAUCCUGAGAUCUGGCUUGGUACUACGCGCCUUCAUUGCAGAUCACCCCCUGAGGGGCAGGAUGCCACAGCCAUUGAGCCAGCGCAAGGAGCUCUACCACGUACUGGAGAAGCUAGUUGGACUGCGCAGCGAGCCUGCUGCCAUACCCGAUAUUGCAAACGUCGAUAACGAGAAGAGGAAACAUCUCUUUCGGCUGUAUCCGCUGUUGAGCAAAGCACAGGCCGUUGCGGCGCGGGGAGGCGACAUGACUGCGGUUGGGCUGCUGGCCAAGGCUGCUGAUGUCAUUGGGGACGAGCUAGGAUUAAUGUAGCGAGGUUUUUACACGGACAUUGAGGGCCAUGAUGUUUUAGCCAGCAUGCAAUAGAUUUGUUUAUAUGCCACUGA
Microdochium trichocladiopsis is the source of this 5430-nucleotide messenger RNA. RefSeq lists its product as uncharacterized. Lineage: Eukaryota; Fungi; Ascomycota; Sordariomycetes; Xylariales; Microdochiaceae. The record is from RefSeq and is a predicted model, not a curated record. The transcript is spliced from 4 exons. The coding region runs from base 167 to 5356 and encodes 1729 amino acids.